CGAACUUUCAUCUCGAAACCCUAAAUCCUUCGAGCUCGCAGCCGCAGAGAUCGACGGCGAUGGACUUCGCGGGGCCUGCGUCGACGUCGGCGGCGAAAUCGGGGAGGAAAUCAGACGGGGGAUUGGAUCCGGUGCUCGGAUUUAAGAUCACUUUCAGAAGAAUCGGCGCUGGGUUGCAAAAUCUUGGAAAUACUUGCUUUCUUAAUUCAGUUCUGCAAUGCCUGACUUAUACUGAGCCUUUUGCGGCGUAUUGUCACAGUGGAGAGCAUAGAUCUUCUUGUCGUACUGCAGGAUUCUGUGCAAUGUGCGCUCUUCAAAACCAUGUCAUGAAUGCUCUACAGUCAACGGGGAAAAUUCUUUCACCUUCUCAUCUUGUGAAAAAUUUGCGAUGUAUAUCUCGCAAUUUUCGCAAUUCAAGACAAGAAGAUGCUCAUGAGUAUAUGGUGAACUUGCUUGAAUCAAUGCACAAAUGUUGUUUACCUUCUGGUGUCCCAACUGAAUCUCCUAGUGCUUAUGAGAAAAGUUUAGUCCACAAGAUAUUUGGUGGUCGGCUUAGGAGCCAGGUGAGGUGCUUGCAAUGCAACUAUUGCUCAAACAAAUUUGAUCCCUUCUUGGAUUUGAGUUUGGAAAUUCUGAAAGCUGAUUCUUUAACGAGGGCACUCAUGCAUUUCACUGCUAAGGAGCAGUUAGAUGGGGGUGAAAAGCAAUAUCAAUGUCAACGCUGCAAACAGAAGGUUAGAGCGAGUAAACAGCUUACUGUUCAUAAGGCUCCAUAUGUCCUUACCAUUCAUCUCAAGCGAUUUGGUCCUGAUGUUCUUGGACAAAAGAUUGAUAAGAAAGUGGGUUUUGAGCCUAGUUUGGAUUUAAAACCCUUUGUCAGUGACCCACAGGAAGCAGAUUUGAAAUACACACUUUAUGGAGUUUUGGUACAUGCUGGCUGGAGCACUCACUCGGGUCACUACUACUGUUUUGUACGCACGUCUAGCGGCAUGUGGCAUUCUCUUGAUGAUAACCAGGUACGACCAGUUAGUGAGAAGACUGUACUAGGUCAGAAGGCAUAUAUGCUUUUUUAUGUCCGGGAUAGAAGUUCAGCAGUUAAAAGAUCAGCUGAUUUUUCUCAGAAAGAGAAUAUGCUGUCAAGUGCCCUUGGGAGUAAAGUGAUUUGUAGACCUCCCUUUACAAAUGGAGCAAUGCAGAAUUCGGAAAGAAACUUAAGUAUUUCUACAUGCAGCUCUACCAAAUUUAAAACUGAUGAUACCUCUCAUGGAAGCACUACACAAAAGGAAUCUCCAACCUCACAAAAUAAUGGUCAGGCCACAGUAAGACAAGAUACUUGUUUGGAAGCAAACUGUGAAGUUUCUUCUGAUCAAUUGCAGUUAAAGGAUUCUGUAAAAUUGGAAAAUCCCUUAACACAGAUGCCACCUGUUACAACGUCUAGUCAAAAUAAACAGGCAACUAAUGAAUCAACUCAUCCAUCUGAUUCGAAAGACAAUGGUAUCAUCACUACAUCUCAUUCAACUGGUUCCUCCUUUACAAGGGAAAGUCAACAAGUUGCCCAAGAAAAAUCUGGACUUAACAGUGGCUGCAAUAGGAAAGUGGUAUUGUCAGUUCUUGCUGCUCAGCCAACCAGCAAUCUUCUCAGCCAGGAUGGCCUCCAUAAUGAUGGGACCAUAAACGCUAUCUCUCAGAAUAAUGAUAACCCUUGCAAGAUGGAAAUUGAUCGUGCCUCUGCCAACAAGAAGUCAAAAACUGUUUGUAAGCAGUUGGCCGGUAUUAAAGGAAACAUUAAAAAGGAACACUUCAAUGAAAAAUCUGCUGCACAUCAGUCCAUCCAGAAAACUGUUCCUGAGGGUGACAACUGCAUGAGUACCCAGAGAACUGGAAAAAGACUGCUAGAAACAGACGAAUGUGGAUUAAAUACUUCAAUAAAGAUGAAUGUUGCAAAUGGUCAUCUGCAACAAAAAGCUGUUGCAGUAGAAAGAGAAAAGUCAGCUGGUGAUAGCUCUGAGACAAAGUUGCAGAGGAAAAAACCUGGAAGAUCACUCCUAAAUGGCCAGCAUUUUGGACGAAGAAAACUAUUUCUCACAUCCUUAUAUGUACAUAAGAAGAAGCACAAGAGAAGUAAAAAACACCGUCUAAAUUCUAAGAACACGAUGAAAGAUCUAGAGGAUCUCCAUGCAGAUGAUCAGGGGGUAUCAACAUCUAAGGCCACUAAGGUGGUUGAUGGAGCUUCUACAGGCUCCUCCAAGAAGCGGCCUCAUUCCAGAGUAAUUACAGAGAACAAAGUUCUAGGAGCAAACAAUGCUGAAUUUUUCAGUGGUGAUUUUGUGCAUAUCAGAAAUUUAGAUGAAAGCAUGAAAAAUGAUACCAAUAUAGAUGAUCAGGGGGUGUCGAUGUCCGAAAGCAAUAAGGUGUUUGAUGUAGCUUCUGCAGACUCUUCCAAAAGGAGCUCUGGUUCCCGAUCAAACAAAAAAGAAAAUGUUGAGGGAUUGAAUAGUGGGAAAAAUUGCAAUGCUUACUUUGUGCAUAAUAGAAAUUCAGAUAGAAGUAGUAAAUUUGAUAUCGUGCUUGCUGCAUCAGACCAAUCCACAACACCUCUCAACUCUACUGGACAUCAGUGUGAAGGGAGGGAGGCAGAUGCCUAUGGUAAAGCUCCAGUCCAGAAAGGCGUUGUGAGUCUGUUGACGAGCUUAAAAGAGCCCACUGUUCCUCGGUGGGAUGAUGCAGAAUUGCCAUCAUCUCAAUCACAUGACUUGGACAAUGCACAUGGAAGCAACAUCGGUUAUAUUCUUGACGAGUGGGAUGAGGAAUAUGAUCGAGGGAGGAGGAAGAAGGUGAAGAAAUCCACCCGCACUUUUGGCGGACCAAACCCGUUCCAAGAGAUUGCCAACAUAAAAUUAAAGCAGCAUAAUAUGCAGUCGAAGAGAUAUGGGAAUCAACCGUUGAGGAUAUGAUGGCGAAAUAAACUAUCUUGUGUUGUAACCAUUUUGUCUUGAAUAAUAAUUAUUAUUUCAUGUUUAUUUAUGUCGUCCCCCCUUUGUUUCCUCUUUCCCACCAAGUUUUGUUCUAGAUUUCUUGAGUUUUAUGAUCCUUGAAAUAUAUCCUGAUUAUUUGAGAGUACUUGUGUAACUAAGAACAAGUCUGAACUUUUUAUGAUAAUUAUGUUGGCAGCUAA
Messenger RNA from Asparagus officinalis (garden asparagus), 3175 nucleotides. RefSeq names its product ubiquitin carboxyl-terminal hydrolase 36. Gene Ontology annotation, biological process: protein deubiquitination. Gene Ontology annotation, cellular component: cytosol; nucleus. NCBI's taxonomy places the organism in Eukaryota, Viridiplantae, Streptophyta, Magnoliopsida, Asparagales, Asparagaceae. The transcript is spliced from 11 exons. The record is from RefSeq and is a predicted model, not a curated record. The coding region runs from base 60 to 2954 and encodes 964 amino acids. Gene Ontology annotation, molecular function: cysteine-type endopeptidase activity; cysteine-type deubiquitinase activity.